AUGAAGCAGCAGCAGCAGCAGCAGCAGCAGCAGCAGCAAGAGGAGCAGCAAAGUCGAGACUCCGGAGAGAAGCAACAGCAAAGACUGCAGCAGCAGCAGCAAAAUGAAGUAAUGCUUGCGCGCCAAGAGCUGCAGCAGCAACAGCAGCAGCCGCUGCAGCAGCUGCAGCAACAGCUGCAGCAGCAGAGGCAGCGGGGGCAGCUGCUGGAAAAGCGGGAACACCUUCUGCAGCAGCAGCAGCAGCAGCAGCAGCAGUGUGGCAUGACCAGCAUAGCUCAGCUGCUGCCUUGCUGCUGCUGCUGCUGCUGCUGCUGCUCUGUCUCCGUUUGCUGGGGGGCCCUUGAGGGGUGGGUCCCUCAGGGGGGCCCCUGCUGCGCUGCAGCAGCAGCAGCAGGAGCUUGGAAUGCAUGCAGAGGCUUCAGGCGGGGGGCCCCUGGUGCAGCUACUGCUGCUGACGUGCUGCUGCUGCUGCUGCAGCAGCAGCAGCAGCAGAGAGACCUAGCAGCAGACCGCCUGCUGCAGGCGGUGGGGCUGAGGCCUGCUGCAGCAACGCGGCAGCAGCUCAACACGCUGCUGCUGCUGCUGCAGCAGCAGCUAGACCAGCUGCUGCUGCAGCACGGCCUGGCACAAGCUCAGCAGCAGCAGCGCAAACAGCAGCAACAGCGCCAACAGCAGCAGCAGCAGCAGCAGCAGCAGCAGCAGCCUCCACUGCAGCAGCAGCAGCAGCCUCAAGAGGAACAGCAGCAGGAAGCAGACUUUGAGGACCCUUCAGAGGGGCCCCCAGAUGAGCUGCAGCAAACGAACCCCUCGAAGGAAAUCCCUGGGGGCCCCCAAGGGGCCCCCCCCGGGGGCCCCCCAGGGGCCCCCCUGGGGGCCCCCCAAGGGGCCCCCCAAGGGGCCCCGCAGGGGGCCCCACAGGGGGCCCCACAGGAGAGUUUAGUACUGGAAAGAUCCCCAAAUGAAGUUCCCCAAGGACUAUUUUCGAGAGGCGGCUCGUCUGCUGCUGCUGCUGCUGCUGCUGGGGGCGCAGCAGAGGAAAAGGUUUCUCUGGCUGGAUAUGUUGCUGCUGCUGCAACAGCAGCAGCAAAGAGAUCGCGCAGGAGAAGGCUGGAGGCCCUACUGGCUCGAGAAGCCCUUUACAGGGUACUUCACGCAGCACGAGGGGCCCCCCAAGGGGCCCCCCAAGGGGCCCCCCAAGGGGCCCCCCGAGGGGCCCCCCAAGAAGUCCCCCAAGGGGCCCCCCAAGGGGCCCCCCUAGGGGCCCCCCAAGGGGCCCCCGUAGGGGCCCCCCAAUCCCUAAUGGACAGCCAAAAAGAAUGCCCAACUGACAUUUCAGAAGCCCCUCUUGAGGGCCCCACAGCCGGGGGCCCCCCCAUAGCUGGGGGCCCCACAGCUGGGGGCCCCACAUCUGGGGGCCCCACAUCUGGGGGCCCCACAUCUGGGGGCCCCACAGCUGGGGGCCCCACAGCUGGGGGCCCCACAGCAGGGGGCCCCCAAGAGGGUCCUGCAGGCGGUAGUGAGGGCCCCCUAGGGGGCGAGGGCCUUAGGGUACUGGAGGGGGGGCCCCCCAAUGGUGGGGGCCCCCCAAAUGGCGGGGGGCCCCCAAGUGGGGAGGGGCCCCCAAAUUGCGGGGGGCCCCCAGAUAGGGGGAGGGGCCCAGAUGGGGAGACCCUUUUGCUGCUGGAUGGUUCCUUAGAGAAAAGCGAAACAGGAGUGCAGCAGCAGCAGCAGCAGCAGCAGCAGCUGCUGCUGCAGCAGCUGCUGCUGCAGCAACUGCUGCCGAUGGCCCCUUUGGCUGCUUGGGUUACUUCUGCAGCAGCAGCAGCAAACCCUGCCAAGAGCAGCAGCAAAAGAAGAGGCCGCUCUAGCUGCAGGCCUGCUGCUGCAGCUAGACCCACUCCCGAAUUUCUGCUGCUGCUCACCCCAACACAGCUGCAGCAGCAGCAGCUGCAGCAGCAGCAGCAGCAGCAGCAGCAGCAGCUGCAGCAGCAGCAGCAGCAGCUGAACUGUUGGGCGGACGAGGAGGCCAAUGGCGAGGAGACAGCAAAGGCGCAGCGAAGUGCAGCAAAAACGGGCAGCACGAGCCCUCCACCCACAGUGCAGCAGCAGCAGCAGCAGCAGAAGCAGCAGCAGCAGCAGCAGCACAACCAGCGAGUAUGUCUGCAGCAGCAAGCGCUGCAGGAGGAAGAACAGCAACUAUGUAAACUUCAGCAGCAGCAAGAGCAGCAGGGUCAGAUGCCGCAGCAGAAGCAGCAGCAGGAGCAGCAGCAGGAAGAGCAGCAGCUGCAGCAACAGGUGCAGCAAGAGCCACCGUUGUCGCCCCAACAGCAAGAGCAACAGCAGGAGCAGCAGAUGCAGGAAGAGCAGCAGCAGCAGGAAGAGCAGCAGCAGCAGGAAGAGCAGCAGCAGCAGCAGCAGAGGCAGCAGGGGAGGCAGCAGCAGCAGCAGCAGCCACGUCUGUUUUUCUCUUCUGCUGUCGAGACUGCUGCAGCAGAAUGGCUGCAUGCAGUUUGCUGCUGCCGCGGACUGCACGCAGCAAAGACCUUCAACAGCAGCACAAGGCAAUGCUGCUGUUCUGCCAUCAAGCAGCUGGACAUGCGUUGGCUGCAGCAGCAGCAGCGGCAGCAGCAGCAGCAGCAACGGCAGCAGCAGCAGCGGCAGCAGCAGCUGUUGCAAGAGCAGCCAGAGGAGCGGCAGCAGCAGCACGAGCGGCAGCAGCAGCAGCAGCAAGAGCAGCAGCAACAGCAACAGCGAGAGCAACAGCAGCAACAGCGGCAAGAGCAAACGCGACGGCAACAGGAAGAGCUGCAGCAGCAGCAGCAGCAGCAGCAAGAGCAACAAGAUGAGCUGCAGCAGCAGCUGAAACUGCAGCAGCAACAACAGCUGCUGCAGCAGCAGCGGCUGCUCCUGCCGCCGCUAGUGAGCAGCUGCAGCUCAUUUGGCCCCAACAGUUCUUGGGGCGCUGUCAGCAGCAGCAGCAGCAGCAGCAGCAGCAGCAGCCACAGCAGCAGCAGCAGCAGCGACAGCAACACUGGUCAGUGCAGAAUUAACAACGGCACGGAAGGUGGUAGCAUAUGCAGCAGCAGCUGCAGCAGCAGCAGCAGCAACAACAAUGACGGCGGCAGUAGCAGCUGCAGCAGCAGCAGCAGCAGCAGCAACAGCAGCGCUGCGGAUCUGCUGCCGCUGGAGGUGGGGUAUGUUUUCUGGGGGCCUCCUUCAUCUCCCUUCAAGUGUCUUUACAAAGGUAACGCUGCUGCUGCUGCUGCUGCUGCUGCUGCUGCUGCUGCCGUAGCAGCAAAGAGUCCAGCAGCAGCAGAAGAGCAAGCUGUGGCAAGUGGUGCAGCAGCAGCACAAGCAGCAGCAAUAACGGCGGAAGGAGCAGCAGCAAGUACAGCAGCAGCAGCAGCAGCAGCCACAGAACCAUCAGCAGCAGCAGCACAACCAACGGCAGAAGCAGAAGCACAAGCAGCAGCAGCAAACCCAACACUGGGAGACUGUACAGCAGCAGCAGCAGACACAGGAGCAGCAGCGAGCAGCAGCAGCUCUGUUACAACGUCAGCAGAUGCAAGAGCAGCAGCAGACAGCAGCAGCACUGCUGCAGCAGCAGAGGCAGAAGCAGCAGCAGCAGCAGCAGCAACAUCAAGAGGAGCAGCAGCAGCAGAACUUACAACAGCAGCUGCAGCGCCGGAACCGCCAGCACCAGCUCUAGCAGAUGUGCCCGCCCCACUAGGCCCAGCAGCAGCAGCAGCAGCAGCAGCAGCAGCAGCAGCAGCAGCAGCAGCAGCAGCAGAUGAAAUGUGGGAGAUGGUAGUUAGGGUUUUGGGGGCCCCCGGCAGCUGCCUAAUAUACCACGGCCCCAACCACUACGCACUUGUGUUUGCUGCUCGGGAGUACAGGGCAAACAGCUGCUGCUGCUUCUGCUGCUGCUGCAGCAGCAGCAGCAGCAGCAGCAACACCGGCCAGCAGCAACCACAGCAGCAGCAGCGUGAAGAGUGCCUUGACUCCAUUGCUGCUGCCAAACAGGGGGCCACGCCGUUGCCUCUACAGAGCAGUUCCAGCAGCAGCAGCAGCAGCAGCAACAGCAGCAGCAGCAACAGCAGCAGCAGAAGCAAGAGCAGCAGCAGCAGCAGCAGCAGCAGCAGCAGCAGCAGCAGCAGCAGCAAUUGCUGCUGCAACAGGGAGGCGCCUGUGCAGCGCGAGCUGCUGACAGCUCGCCGGCGGCAGCAGCCGGCGGUUUGGAUUUCUUUUGAACUUCUUUGCCAAGAAAUGGAAAAGACAAAAGGGUAUAGACUGCUCUACGUCACAAACCCUAAACCCUAA
Eimeria necatrix is the source of this 4320-nucleotide messenger RNA. RefSeq lists its product as hypothetical. NCBI's taxonomy places the organism in Eukaryota, Apicomplexa, Conoidasida, Eucoccidiorida, Eimeriidae. Gene Ontology annotation, cellular component: nucleus. Gene Ontology annotation, molecular function: protein serine/threonine kinase activity. The record is from RefSeq and is a predicted model, not a curated record. Gene Ontology annotation, biological process: intracellular signal transduction; positive regulation of apoptotic process.